AUGGGCCUCUGCUCGUCCGGAGACGAGUAUGGACGGCGUGGAGACGCAGCACUUGCGGGCCUGCCGAAGACGAACAAGGUAGUCGACGACAUCCUGGCCUACGAUGACGACUAUUCGACCCACCUUCUGCACGUGACCCAGAUUCUUCAGCAAUGCGACAGCCAUGGCAUCACCCUGAACCCGGCGAAGGUGACGUUCGCCGCUCAGGCGCUGGACUUCUGCUGCUACGUCAUCAGUCCUGACGGCUACAAAGCAGACCAGGGUAAAGUGCGGGCUAUCGCUGACUUCCCCGUUCCAGAAGACCUCACAGACUUCAGGAGCUUCAUGGGACAGGUUAACCAGCUCGGAGCGUUCUCGACGGACACAGCCAGGACAACCGAACCUCUACGCGACCUGCUGAGGCCCCGGAACCAGUGGAAAAUCGGCUGUUUGAACCGUGCAAGAGACAAAGCGCCAGAUGCGCUCGGGGAGAUGUACCUCUGGCUGGUGAUAGUCCUUUUAGCUGUGCUGCUGUGGGCCUGGAGGUCAACCACGCGACCGGCGUGGAGCCCACACGGUCCACCACUCAUGCCAUGGGUGGGAAACCUCUUCUCCAUGGACUUGAAACACGUCCACCACACCUAUGCCGAAUGGGCCAAGAUGUAUGGUGCCAUCUAUCAUGUCAAGAUUGGCGUCAUGCACCAGAUUGUGAUCAGCGAUCCCGACUUAAUCCGAGAGGCCUUCAGUCGACAUGAGCUAAGCGGUCGACCCGACACUCAAAUAUUUCAAUUUAUUGUGAAUGGAACAGGACUACUCUCUUCCCAGGGUGAGCUAUGGCAGGAAUCCAGGCGUCUGACGCUUCAUCACCUGCGCAACUUGGGCAUGGGCAAGUCCAAACUGGAAGAGUAUAUGCACUAUCAGAUCACCAGUUACAUGGACGAGAUUUUGGCGCCGAAUUGCGGCUCUGAACUUGCCUUUGACACGUCUUUGAACGUCGCCGUGGUCAACAUUCUCUGGAAGCUGGUCGCGUCGGAGGAGCUGAGCCUCGCCGACACCAAGGUCCUGAACGCCAUCACUACACGUUCACAAGUUGUCCAGGUUGCCCAGCGCAUGGCAAUUCUUGAUGUCGCCCCAUGGCUUAGCGACGUGCUACCAAGUUUUGUUUUCAAUAAGACAAAGAUUGAAAAGCAAUUUGAAAGUGUAGUGGAUGAUGUGUUCAUGCCCUCCAUCAAGAAACAUCGGGAAGAUCUUGAUACGCUCAGUGAGCCUCGCGACUACAUGGAGGCCAUGCUUCGAGAGCAGAGGCAACGACCGGACCUGCUGACCGAUUGGCACCUCCUCAUGUCGGUGAUGGAUAUGAUUUUCGCCGGCAACGACACAACAGCUAAGACGCUGCGCUGGGCCUUUUGCUUCCUGUGCAGCCGCCCAGAGGUGCAGCGGCGUCUGCAGGCCGAGCUGGACGGCCAGGUGGGCCGGCAGCGGCUGCCGUCCCUCUCGGACAGGUCGCGUCUUCCGUACGUCGAGGCCGUGCUGCUGGAGACUCAGCGAUUGGCGGACAUCGCACCCCUGCUGCUGAUGCACCAGACGGUGGCGCCCGUCCAAGUUGGCCAACACCUACUGCCGGCCGGUGUCCAGGUCAUCGCUAACGUGCAAAGCGUGCACCACAGCGAGCGGCUGUUCCCCGAGCCGCUGCAGUUCCGGCCCGAGCGUUUCCUGGACGCCGACGGCAAGUUCAAGCCGGACAAGAACGUCAUGCCGUUCUCAGUGGGCAAGCGACAGUGUGUGGGCGAGAGUAUGGCGCGGGCUGAGCUGUUCCUCUUUGUCACCUGCUUCAUGCAGAAGUUUACCUUCCGCUGGCCAGAGGGGUUCACACACGACCUGGGGGAAGAUCCAAAAGGUACGGUCCUUCGCAGUCCCAAACCGUACAAGCUCGUACCGGAGAGGCGCUGAGGCGGAGGGACGGCGAGGAGCAGGGGGCCAGCCGCCCUCCUCAUCCAAAAGUCCGGGGCACACGCGCUCGUGAUGAUGUCUAUGAUCUUUGCUCACUGUUAAGAGCCACCAAACGCACGGAGAAAAUUAUGUGGCUCGAAUAGCUAUAUGAAAUGUUGCCUUUUCUUUCAAAGACAGGAGAAGCACAUUUCCGAUUAUGAGCAAACAUCGUUUUUGUCACAAUGACUGUGCGUCUCCGAAAAUCAUUUCUUGAACCUACACUGAUCGUUUAGACUCUUUAUAACUUGGUUGGACUGGCCGUAGUUGGGACAACUACGCGGCAACGGACCAUAUCAGUCCAUGGCGGCGAGAACCUGAAGAAACUGCACAUAUGAUGACGUGAUUCGGCCGGCUACCAUUUGGUAUUCUCACGACAUUUUCGGUUAAAAUUGUGCGCUCGGCGAUUACGUUUUUUGGAGAGGGAGGGGCAAAACGCGACAUUUUACCUCGCACUGCUUCCAUGCGGCGUUACAAGGCCGAUGGUUCGAGCUUGCUAAACCGUCGCACCCGCACUGACCACGGCUCCUCCCCUUUUCAUCGUGAACCGAUGAUGCUGAUCGCAACUUAAGUUUUAAGAAGAUAAGGGCAGUUCUGAUAGCGGGCUGACGUGUGUAAUACAUGUUGUGAACUGAUAUGUUGUGAACUGAUAUGUUAUGAACUGAUAUGCGCACUGCGCUGACGUGGACAUUGGCGUAAAGCUGUUCAGUUCGCAGUGAGUUUGCAAUGACUUUGAGUUCGUAGUGAGCUUGAGUUUGCAGUGAUUGAGUCGCAGGUAACUAGUAUGCUCGUACGAACGUGGCUUCUAACCGGUUUACGCUUACGCCGCAUGCAUCGAUGCGUGUAGGCGACGUUUCCGAAUGGGUGUGAAGAGGGCUCCAGCACAUGUUUUGAGCCUGAAGCGUGUAUAUAUCGUUUACGUCGGUAUAUCGUUUACAUGUCUAGUUUGAUUUAGUGCUCGUUUCUCGUUUGUUGGGUCGCUUAGCUUGCUAUUAUCUUGAGGACUAAUUUAGUGUUAGUCAAUCCAUGCUAUUUUCGUAUUCAUUUUGUAUUCCUAAUUUAAGUCUCUGUUCUGUCGGUUUCCGCUGUUUAGUUCGAGGUCUAGUCCGUGCAUUUCCGAGGUUUCGUUCUUUUCCCGUCAGCGUCCACGAGGAGUUCAGGCGCGGUGUUG
Molecule: messenger RNA, 3136 nt
Organism: Pollicipes pollicipes
Lineage: Eukaryota; Metazoa; Arthropoda; Thecostraca; Pollicipedomorpha; Pollicipedidae
Product: cytochrome P450 2J6-like
Exons: 3
Coding region: 1-1929 (642 amino acids)
Molecular function (GO): monooxygenase activity; heme binding; oxidoreductase activity, acting on paired donors, with incorporation or reduction of molecular oxygen
Source: RefSeq, a predicted model, not a curated record